This is a messenger RNA of Rotaria sp. Silwood1, 4546 nucleotides long. NCBI's taxonomy places the organism in Eukaryota, Metazoa, Rotifera, Eurotatoria, Philodinida, Philodinidae. The record is from the annotation of a GenBank genome assembly.
UCAAAUAGUGUUGCAUAUUUUUGGAUAAUAGGCUAUUUAAAGUCAGAGUACAAAUUUAUUAUAACUGGUGAAUUUUCGAAAAACCUCAUAUUUAAUAGCUGAUCUGUUUUUUACGACCUUUAUGGAAAAGCAACCUUUUAUUAGAUUUUCCGAUUUUGAUAUUGGUGAAAUUAUAUGUUCAAAUUCUUACCAUGAUGGGUGGGUAAAUGAUUCAUCUAUAGCCACACUCACGCCCAUCCCGAAAAAACAGAUGUUAGAUCCUGCAAGAUCCAAUGAGGUCUUACUUCUAUAAGGUUUUUUCUAUGAUCUUGUUACAAUAUCGAACAAUAUCUUACAUGUUCAUUUUUUUAAAGAUGUUCUCAGAUUUUGAUUGUGCGGUGUCAGCAAAUAAUCUUACAAGACUCAAUGAUUAAGACACUGAUUUGGACAGACUGAAUCCUUCUUGUCAGAUCUUAACAGAUCAUAUAAGAUCCAAAAAAAGAAACAUACACGGUACAUAAUGUAGAUCUUGCCUGUUAGUAUUUGAUCGUGUAUGGUCUGUUCUGUUCUUUCCCUUAUUCGAAAAUAGUUGAUUCCAUCAGCUUUCCGAUGAAGAACAGUACCUGGGAAAAAGACUCGAAUAGUUUACGUCAGUUUUUUUCUUCUUUUUCUAUACUAAUAGUGUAGAAAACGGUUAUUUUUAUUUUUCACCUUUCUAUAUUAAUAGAGUACAAAACGGUUACUUGUAUUCCUCAUUUUUCUGUAGUGAUAAAAUAGUAAAUCCUAUUUAUUUUUUAUUUUCUGUAUUGAUAACAUAGAAAAUCUUACUUUUUAUUUUUUAUUUUUCUACAUUGGUAACAAAGAUAACAAUUUGUUUUAUUCUCUAUUUUUUCUAUAUUGUUGACAUAGAAAAAUCUUAAUUUUUAUUUUGUAUUUUUCUAUAUCGACAAUAUAGAAAAAUAAGAAUUAAAACUAACUGAUAUUUAUAUUAUCAAUUAAAAUCAAUAAGAAUUCAAAAAUAAGAUUUUCUAUAUUAUUGUUAUAGAGAUAUCAAAAAUUAAAAUUGAAAUUUUCUAUAUUAUCAAUAUAAAAAAUCAAAAACAAUAAAUAAAAUUUUCUAAACUGCCAAUUUAGAAAAACAAGAAAUGAGAAUUAAGAUUCUUGUAUUAUUGAUAUAGAAAAUAAAAGCAAUAAAACUAACUGUUAUGUAUAUUACUAACAUAGAAAAAUUAAAAUUAAAACUAAUUGUUAUUUAUAUUAUUAAUAUAGAAAAAUGAAAAAUAAUGAAUAGGAUUUUAUAUAAUAUCAAAUAUAGAGCAAAUGUUGACUGUACUUGUUCUAAAAUACGACUGAAGUUUAUGUGGAAAAAAACGAAGCAAGGUAGCCGGUCAGACUGAUUAUUUCCAUGUGUAUAAGAGAUAUUUGAGAAGUUUGAUUUAAUUGAAAUAAAUCUAUAGUAUUAAUAAGCAUCUCAUAUAGCUCUAUGCCAUCAUCUAUAAGUAGAAUACAAAAUUACCUACUAGAAUCUUAUGUCUCACAAUCUCUUUGAUUUAAAAAGCAGAAAGUAUUGUUUUGUUUCUGACUCUCAUCUUCGAGUUGUUUGACACAUAAUUAAAGUUCUCAUACCGUUUUACAUGUAUUUGUUUUUUGUUGAUGGAAGAAAAGAAAUAAUACUAAAAUGUACUUUCUUCCAAUUGUACUGAGACACUAAACAUAUUAAAAAUACAUGACAUUACAUGUAAUAAAAAUGAAAAUUGAUUAAAUAGUAUUAAAUUUAAUCAAGAUCUCGAUUAUAGCUAGAUUCUUCAUAGACAAAUUAAAAAGGAUGAAAUUAUUUAUAAGGAGCUUAUAAAACUGCAUGACAUUUUUUAUUAACUUCAUCGGUUCUGUAACUGUCCAAUCAAGAGAUAAUCAUAGAAGUAUUGUUUCUAGUUUAAAGCUCAAAUCAAUAUCAACCUUUAGAAAAUUCUAGACCAAGAAAAAAAAAAACUUUCUUCUAUGAUUUAACCAGUGCAGAAUGCGAUACAAUAAUAAUUUGAAGAAGAAGUCUUCACACUUAUUGCUAUUGAGAAUAGCUAAAAUCAUGAUGAAAUCUUUUACGAUCGUUGUUCUUUUUGUGAGAAUCCCCAAAAAUUUAUACCUAUUGAAUAAUGUACAAAACAAAAACUUAUAAAGAUUUUGGAUUAAGGUUUUGACAGGAGAUUCGUAUUGUCUUGUAAAGAAGCGAAAAUAUUUAAUUGUAGAAAGUUCGAAAUCGAUCCGUGAUCGAAACUGCUAUUGUUUAAAAAAAACGUGUUCCAUACCCUAUUAAGUUGAAAAUGUGUAAUACAUUAGAAAUGAAUUCAGAAUAAAAGUUUUGAUUGAUUCGUAUAUAGAUUAUUAUUUGUGCUAUAAUGUAGAGUAAUGAACAUGACAGAUUCUUCAAAUAUUCUUGAACUUGGGAAAGAUUUGUUUUUGAGUUCUUCUUAUCUACUAAAAUUUGAACUUACGUAUUUUUUUAUCUAAACUUAUCUUAUUUAGUACUUCGAUUAGCCUUUCUACAAACUACUUGUUUGUUUGAGAUUCAGGAAUAAAUUACUCAAUAAUAAGUAUGAUGCAAAAUUCAUGACAUAAAAUACUUUCCAAUGAUGUAUGAUUUAUAUUUGUCACACAUUCGUAAAUGGAAUAAGAAAGAAAAAUACUUACACAAAAAAUUUGUAAUUUUUUUAUAUGAAUUAGUCAAAAAACGUCUUAUGCAUGGGAGUUAAGUAUAAUUAACUAUCGUUAUUAUCUAGCAAGAUGUUUUUAACGAAUUCAUAUAAAAGUUGCAAAUUUAUUUUGUCUCAUUUCACUCAGAAAUGUGUGACGAACAUAAAUCAUACACCGUUUCCUAUCAACUGAUAACAAAAUUGCUUUCCUUACGUUAAAAUUCUAUUAUAACUCAUUUUAUUGUAAAAUCCAAACAAUAAAAAAUCAAAUAAUUUUUAAAUAUAUUUCAAAAUCGAACUAACGAAAUCAGUGAAUAUGUUGGAAAAAUUCGAUAAAACAGAAAAUUUCAUUCACAAUAAAAAUCCGAGUUUAUCGCAACUUUUCACAUUACCAGUUAAAUUUUAGUUAGUUUUAGUGAAACUAAGGAUUCUUGUACAAAAUAUUUGAAAAAAAUCAACAAUAUUUGUUUUCAACCUUGAGAAAAUCAGAUUCUAAUCAAAUUCACAAGUAAAAAGCUUUUGUAGUUGAGAGCAAUUCAAUACUGUUUAAAACAAAUUACAAUGAUUCAUUUCAAUGAAAUCAAUGUUUAUUUCUACUCCAUACUUUUGUUUUCAUUUUAGUACCACUACGUGCAAGUUCCAUUGAUAUUUCUCCAAAUGCAACAUGGUCACAGAAUGGUAUCACUGUUGCUGGAGGAAAUGGACGAGGCAGUGAAACCAAUCAACUCGAUCGUCCAUAUGGUUUGUACGUCGACGAUGAUCAAACGAUUUAUGUCGCUGAUUGUUGGAAUCACCGUAUUGUGGAAUGGAAAUCUGGUGCAACGAAUGGAAAAGUAGUUGCUGGUGGAAAUGGAGAAGGAAAUGGAGCUCAUCAAUUAAAAUGGCCACGAGAUGUGAUUAUCGACAAAGAGAGCGAUAGUCUCAUCAUCAGCGAUUACGAGAAUAGAAGAGUAGUUCGAUGGCCUCGUCGAAAUGGUACUCGUGGAGAAACAAUUAUUUCAAAUAUCUCUUGCUGCGGUUUGACAAUGGACGACAAUGGUUAUCUGUAUGCCGUUGACGUUGGAAAACAUGAAGUGAGACGAUAUAAAAUGGGUGACACUAAAGGAACAGUGGUUGCAGGUGGUAAUGGAAAAGGAAAUCGUCUCGAUCAACUCUCUUAUCCCCGCUACGUAUUUGUCGAUCGAGAACAUUCAGUUUAUGUGUCUGAUUAUGAAAAUCAUCGUGUAAUGAAAUGGGAAGAAGGUGCAAAACAAGGCAUUGUUGUAGCCGGUGGUCAAGAAAAAGGAAAUAGUCUUACACAAUUGAAUGAACCUCGAGGAGUCGUGGUCGAUCAAUUGGGUACUGUCUAUGUGGCUGAUUUAUGGAAUCAUCGAAUCAUGCGUUGGCCAAAAGGAGCCACACAAGGAAAUAUCAUUGUUGGUGGAAACGGUAAAGGAGCACAGUCGAAACAACUCAAUGAGCCCAUAGGUUUAUCAUUUGAUCGAUAUGGUAAUCUCUAUGUCGCCGAAUGGGGAAAUAAUCGAGUUGGUACACGUCUUUUAUUAAUUCGUGAAAAUUAUGAUAUUAUUUUAUAUGAUGCUCAACAAAACCGCUCAUUAACAAAAGUUCGACCAAAAUUAGAUGGUAAAGAUUGUUGGGGAAAAUUAACUUUUAUUUAUUUACAAGAUCAGAUUCCAAUGCUAUUAGGAGAUUUACUUGAAACAAAUCUACGUGCUAAAUUAAUUUUACCACCAUGUCCAAGAAGUCAACAAGAACUAAAGCAGACACGAAGAGUAUUAAAUGUUCGUGAAAAAAAUCCAAUUGAUGGACAUCCAUUAAAUUAUGAUGAAUAUAAUCCAUUUAAUAUUUGUGCAGCAUCCUAUGUACCACAUUUAUCGUGA